Molecule: messenger RNA, 2577 nt
Organism: Tarenaya hassleriana
Lineage: Eukaryota; Viridiplantae; Streptophyta; Magnoliopsida; Brassicales; Cleomaceae
Product: factor of DNA methylation 4
Exons: 8
Coding region: 246-2441 (731 amino acids)
Biological process (GO): gene silencing by siRNA-directed DNA methylation
Source: RefSeq, a predicted model, not a curated record
ACGAUACGACAUACUACUAUACGCAACGGUACGCGGCGACUGAACCAAUUGCAGAGCCCCGUCUCUGAAACCUGAUCACUCCAUCACUAUACGCGCAAAAUUCCCCCAAAUUCUAGGGUUUUCGGUAAAGCUGGAGCCCUGGUCUCCUUCCCCGUUCACUGUGAUCGUCCCUGCAAGCAGGAAUCAGUGUGAAUCUUCGGUAACGAGCGGUGUCGUGUGAUCGGCGCGAGUUGAGGUUUUAGACAAUGUUUUCUGGGAGUGAGGUCAAGGAUUAUGAGCAUAGGUACUACUGUGACUUGAGAGAGGGCACCCUGAAGGUCAGAGUAUCAGAUUCAUUGUAUAGAUGCCCAUUCUGCGACAGAUUUAAAAAACGUGAUUAUCGAUUUAAGGACUUAUUGGAGCAUGCUUCUGCUAGAGGUAGCUCACGCAGUUCGGGUUUGCGAGAAAAAGCCAGCCACCUGGCCCUGGAACGAUAUAUGAAAAGGCAUCUUCUCCAUCCCGAAGAAUCAAAUCCUGCUGCAAAAACUGACUUCAAUUCUCGUACUAAAGAAGAUUCGAAUAAUGCACAGAAAGGCAGUUCAAUCAGUCGUGCUAUAGGAGAACUGAAAGAGGGUCACAAACCUAGUUCCCUGCUUAGUAGUAAGAAUGGUUCAAGGCCUGGUCAGAGAAGUGAUCAUCAACAAGGUGACGAAGAAAGGAAAUCAUCCCAUGAACCGAAUUCCCAUUCUAUCACUAAAGACAUGGCGUACUCUGCCCACAGAACUAGCUUUGCUAGUCCUGCUGAAGAGGGAGCAAAAACUGCCCAAGAAACUGGUCUUGCCUUUGGUACUAAAGUAGCUCCAAAAUAUGCCCAAAGGCAUGGUUCGUUGACUGCUGAUCUGGACCAAAAGUUUGUGCAUCCUUGGAAAGGCAUCUUGGCGAACAUCAAAAGAGACCUUAAAGAAGGUCGGUAUGUUGCUGAGAGUGGAAGCAAGAUACGUGAUGAACUGGCUGCUAAAGGUUUUAAUCCCCAGAAAGUCCAACCACUGUGGAACUAUCAAGGUCAUUCUGGCUUUUCUAUAGUUGAGUUUGACAAGGACUGGGAAGGGUUCAAAAACGCAAUCAUGUUUGAAAAAGAUUUUGAAGUUAGUCGUCGGGGGAAGAGAGACUUCUAUGCAGCACAUGAUCGAGGUGAGAAUCUUUAUGGUUGGCUCGCAAGAGAAGAUGACUUUUACUCAAACACCAUUGUUGGUAAAUACCUUCGCAAAAAUGGGUACCUCGAAACUGUUACUGGUAAGGAGGCAGCAGAUCAGAGAAAAGACUCCAAGCUUUUCUUAAACUUGACCAAUACUUUGGAGACCAAAAGUUCGUGCCUCAAAGAAAUCGAGAGCAAAUACAAUGAAACCAGUAGGUAUUAUGAGAGAGUAGUGACGGAGAAGGAUGAAAUGAUCAAGGCAUACAAUGAAGAAAUGAGAAUUGCACAGCAAAAAGCACGUGAUAAUUUGGUCAAGGUAUAUGAAGACCACGAGAAAGCCUCUCGGCAACUGGAAGCUCAGAAAAAAGAAUUGGAGGAGAGGGAGAAAUAUCUUAAUAAAUGUCAAGCACAAAAUAAGACUGAGAGAAGGAAGCUUCAAUGGGACAAGAUUAAGAACGAAAGGGCUAUUGUGGAGCAGAAGAAAGCUGAUGAAGAUAUGAUGAAGCUGGCUAAUCAGCAUCAGAAAGAGAAAGAGGAAUUGCAUGGGAAAAUCCAUGAGCUUGAGCACAAACUUGAUGCGUUGCAAGCAUUUGAGCUAGAGAUGGAGCGUAUGAGAGGUGGUCUGCUGAUGAUGAAACACAUGAACGGAGAAAAUGAAGAUAUGGAAAACAAGAAAAAGAUGGAAAAGCUCGAAGAAGAACUGAAGGAGAAAGAAGAGGAAUGGGAACACCAAGAGUCCCUUUACCAGACACUCGUUGUGAAGCAUGGCUACACUAACGAUGAACUACAAGAUGCUCGCAAGGCAUUGAUUACUGCUUUGGGGGGAUUGACAGCCCGGUCUCGCAUUGGUGUGAAGAAAAUGGGAGAACUCGAUAAGAAACCAUUCAGGAAAGCAGUAGAAGAGAAAUAUCCAGCAGAAAAAGCUGAUGUAAAAGCCGCAAAGCUGUGUUCAUUGUGGGAAGAAUACUUGAGAGACCCGAGUUGGCAUCCAUUUAAGGUCAUUGAAAGGAAUGGUGAAGCUGAGGAGAUACUGAACGAAGAAGAUGAGAAGCUGCAAGGGCUGAAGAGUGAGUUCGGGGAUGAAGUGUUUGAAGCCGUGGUGAAAGCGUUGCGGGAAAUGGUAGAAUACAACGGGAGCGGGCGGUACGUUGUACCCGAGCUUUGGAACCUUGUAGAAGGAAGAAAGGCCACACUCGAGGAAGGAUGUUCUUUCUUGCUUGAUAUGUGGAAGAGGGUAAAACCUAAACCUACUAAGCGCAAACGGUAACGUAAAAAACCACUACUUGUUACCUCCAAAACCUUCCUCUCAGCCCUUGGCUUGUUUUUGUGAUUCUCACUGAUUAGUAUGGUAUUAAUAGCCGCCAGAGUGAAACUUCUAAUCUAACUGAUACCACGUUUCUGCA